AGUCUCGUAUUGGAUAGGUGGGUUACCAACGACCGCUUGAAAUGUCCGACAUCCCUGACUUGAUCGAGGAGGACAAAGCGGCGCGAAAUGUCCAGCGCUUUGCAAAGAUCCGUCCUCAGCACCCCGGCCUCAUUUCCGCCAUGUACCGUUUGGUCCGGAAGGAGUUCCUUCUGCAAGUGGGCUUUUCGAUCAUCUCCCUGGUUCUCAAUUUCAGCGGCCCAUUCUUCCUGAACCGCAUCCUUCUCCACGUUGGACAACCAAAAGGCGAAGCAUCGGCUUUGGUUGGUUUGACCUAUGCUCUAUCGCUCCUGGUCGCUGCCCUCGUGAAAUCCAUUUGUGAUGGGCAAAUGUACUUCCUUGGGCGCCGUAUGGGUCUCCGCUUGCGUGCUGUCCUCAUCAAUGAGAUUUACGGUAAGGCGCUGCGGAGGAGAGCUGUCGUCGGAACCACCGAAGAAGAGGCGCAAGGUGCCACUACGGGACAAAUUACGAAUCUCAUGUCGGUCGAUCUCGAGAAGAUUUUCAGUGUCAGUUGCUACUUGAUGGUGUACUGGUCGUGUCCGCUCCAAGUUAUCAUUUCGACGGGACUGCUUUUGGUUGUUAUGGGAUGGCCAGCUCUCGCUGGAAUCGCCGUAAUGGUGGCAAUGAUGCCCGUUGGCGGUGUCCUCGGAAAGGCUAUUGGUACUAUGCAGGACAAUUUCUUGAAGGCGACCGACAACCGUAUCAAUGCGAUGAACGAGGUUCUGCAAGGCAUUCGGGUGAUCAAGUUCUUCAGCUGGGAGGCCCACUACGUUAACAAACUCACCAAGCUUCGAAUCAUUGAGCUCGGAAAGCUCAAGUACUUCCUCUGGACGAUGGCUUCUACCUACUUCAUGUGGAGUGCAGCAUCUAUCGCCGUCUCGUGUCUUACCUUCCUCACCUUCACCCGCGUUGCGGGCCGGGAGUUGACGGCUGAUGUUGCUUUCACCAGUCUUGCCUUGUUCACCACCUUGCGGUGGUCAUUGCAAGAGAUCCCAGAGACCGUUGUUCAGUUGAUUGAGAUGGUGGUCAGUUUGCGGCGUAUUGAAGGGUUCUUGAAGGAGGAGGAGUUGGAGCGAUACCAAGAAGGCUCUGCCGCCAGCACUCCUUCAAGUAGCAGUACCGAGGAGGAUAUUGGGAUCAGCGGAUCAGGAGCUUUUACCUGGGAAGGUGAAACGUCAACGAAGGCGAACGAGGAUGGCACCUUCCUGUUGCGAAAUGUGGAUGUGAAGAUUCCUGCUGGUCAACUCACUCUUGUCUGCGGUACCACCGGCUGUGGUAAGACGAGCUUGGUUUUGGCCAUGCUGGGCGAAAUGCGUCGCCUUGCCGGACAUCUCCACCUUCCGGACAGCCGGGUUGCCGCCGUCAACCCGGUGACCGGGCUCACUGCCAGUGUCGCCUACGCUGCACAACAAUCCUGGCUUGUAAACGGUACUGUUCGUGACAAUAUCACGUUCGGCGAACCGUUCGAUGCUGACCGAUACCGCCGAGUCGUCUACGCGUGUGCUUUGAACCGUGAUUUCGAGACAUUCGCAGGAGGCGAUAUGACCGAGAUCGGAGAAAAGGGUAUAAAUGUCUCUGGUGGUCAGAAGGCAAGGAUUUCCUUGGCCCGAGUCGCAUACUCACGAGCAGCUUACGUGCUAUUGGACGACCCGCUAUCUGCUGUGGAUGCACCCACUGCCCGUCACCUUCUCGAACAAUGCAUUCUCGGUUUGCUCGCAGGUCGCACUCGUCUCUUGGUGACCCACGCAGUCCACCUCUGCAUUCCUCGUGCCGACCACGUUAUCAUUAUGGGCAAGGGCGUGAUUGCUACGCAAGGCUCGCCCAAGGAAGUCAUCGGCAAAGGACCCGGCAAAAUCGACUUGGACACGAUUUUGGGCGAGGAUGAUUUGCCGCUAACGUCUAUUGCUGAAGGAAAGGAGGAUUUGGAUCAUUCCGUCGUCUCGUCCGUCGAAAGCCGGAGGAACUCGAAGAGCGAUGAUGAUACCAAGACUGGGUCGUCCGAACAGGAGGGGGAUCACUCAACGCAGAAGCCCAAGGAGGAGAACACCGUUGUCACUCGCUUGACCGAAGAAGAAGGCAAAGCCAGCGGAUCUGUCAGUGCCAAGGUGUACGGGCUGUACAUUAAAGCUGCUGGAGGUGCAUUGUUCGUCUUCGGAAUUUCGCUCGCUUAUGGGUCUAGUCAAGCCUCCAUCGUUGGACAAGACUGGUGGCUCAAGAAGUGGGCUCAGGCGUAUGAGGCAGUUACCUCAGUGGUGAUGCAAAUGGCAGUUGGUUUUACCGCCCAGAACAUCUCGUCCGACUUUUCGAUUCUGAAGAAGAACAAGCACCAUGUCGAUGAGCCUGCUCAGUCACCCUCCGUGGACGUAGAUUACUACCUCAUCAUCUACGCUCUCAUUGGCGGUAUCAGUCUCCUCGCUAUUCUUUUGCGUACCCUUGUGGUCAACUUUGGAUCUAUCCGGGCCUCUCGUGUCCUUCACCAUGGCAUGUUGACGACUCUACUGCGUGCACCUGUCAGGUUCUUUGACAUCACUCCUAUGGGUCGAAUCAUGAACCGAUUCUCGAAAGAUAUCAGCACGCUCGACCAGGAUGUUUACUGGAUGGCUGGUGACUUCCUCAGAAACGUCGUGCAGGCCAUUUCGGUUAUCGUCGUCAUUGCCUCUGUUACCCCCGUGUUUGUGAUGGCGAUGCUUCCCAUCGCGCUCAUGUACCGAUAUGUGGCCAAGCUGUACCUUCAGUCUUCCCGAGAGCUCAAACGCUGGGACAGUGUGACACGAUCUCCUAUCUUCUCGGCGUUCAGCGAGAGUAUCGUUGGCGCGCCCACGAUUCGCGCGUACGGUGCCGAGCAGCGUUUCUUGAAAGCUACACAAUCCCGCGUCGACACGAAUCACCGCGCCUUCUUCUACCUUUGGGCGACCAAUCGAUGGCUCAGCAUUCGCAUUGACAUGCUCGGUGCUGCCGUCGCGUUUUCUUCGGCUUCCGCUAUCCUUGGAGCUCUCCACCUUGGCGUGGACAUCAAUCCAGGAGCGGCGGGAUUGAGUUUGAGUUACGCACUGUCCUUCACCGAAAACUUGCUUUGGGUCGUGCGUCUCCACUCAAUGAUGGAAAUGUCGAUGAACAGCGUUGAGCGUAUUGGAGAAUAUCUUGUCAUUGAACCUGAAGCGCCUUCUGUGAUUGAAAACUCUCGACCUCCUGCUGGGUGGCCUACAGCUGGACAAGUCGAGUUCGAGAAUGUGGUUGCGAAAUACGCCCCUGACUUGCCAAAUGUGUUGAAGGGCUUGUCCUUUAAGGGCAAGGCUGGAGAGAAGAUUGGGAUUGUUGGGAGGACUGGAGCUGGCAAGUCGACUAUUGCGCUCACUUUGUGGAGGUUCCUGGAACUUUCCGGUGGUCGAAUUGUCAUUGAUGGCAUUGAUAUCGGUACAAUUGGACUGCAUGAUCUGAGAUCAAACAUGACUAUCAUUGCACAAGAACCGGUUUUGUUCGCGGGGACUGUACGGACCAACCUCGACCCCUUCUCUCAGCACACCGAUCUCGAGCUAUGGACAGCUCUCCGCCGAGCGCACUUACUUGAGGCUGAGGAGACGCAACCCACGGCGGUCCCUGUACCCCGGUCCAACAAGCUCUCCAUCGGCAAGUCCCUCGGCGGCGUUGGGAGCUUGUCCACCAGUCUCGUGCACGAUCGCGUCAGUGGAUCGCUCGUUGCUCGGAGCAUUGGAUCAACCUCUUCCGCAAAGCGCCCGGCGCUCACCGCCCACAGUUUCGAUCCCAACGGCGCUUUCGGCUCGAUCUCUCCUCGCUCUAUGAACUCAGUAUCUUCCCCGGCAAACUCGUCGAACUCGCAUGCGGAUCACGCGCAACCGACCAUCACCCUAGACGCGAUUGUCGCUGAGGGAGGUGCCAAUUUCUCUCAAGGACAGAGACAACUUUUGUGUCUCGCCCGUGCGUUGUUGCGAACCUGCAAGGUUAUUGUACUGGACGAAGCCACUGCCAGUGUGGAUCACGAAACGGAUGCAAAGAUCCAAGAGACUAUCAGGACCGAGUUCAAGGGCGCCACGUUGUUGUGUGUUGCACAUCGUCUAAGAACUGUCGCCGAUUAUGACAAGAUCCUCGUCCUUGCUGAUGGACAAGCAGCCGAGUUCGACACCCCGUCCGCACUAAUGAAACUCACUCCCGAAACCAAUGGUGGCAAGGAACCCAUCUUCCGCAAAAUGUGUGAAGAGUCUGGCGAAUUCGACCUUCUUUUGGAGUUGGCUCAAAAGGCGGAUGAAGAACGGAACAGGAAAUGAUUGCUAAUGAGCUUCACAUUACCCUCAUGCUCGAACACUAGCAACCAUGAAUAGGACAGGCGUACCAGCAGGUUUUAGACUCCACUAUAUUGCUUUUUCGCAGUUCACAUUACAUAUCAUCACAUUUGAAGAACAUUCCGCC
Molecule: messenger RNA, 4443 nt
Organism: Fimicolochytrium jonesii
Lineage: Eukaryota; Fungi; Chytridiomycota; Chytridiomycetes; Spizellomycetales; Powellomycetaceae
Product: ABC transporter type 1, transmembrane domain-containing protein
Exons: 6
Coding region: 42-4301 (1419 amino acids)
Biological process (GO): transmembrane transport
Cellular component (GO): membrane
Molecular function (GO): ATP binding; ABC-type transporter activity; ATP hydrolysis activity
Source: RefSeq, a predicted model, not a curated record